Pecten maximus is the source of this 1561-nucleotide messenger RNA. RefSeq lists its product as uncharacterized. The record is from RefSeq and is a predicted model, not a curated record. Lineage: Eukaryota; Metazoa; Mollusca; Bivalvia; Pectinida; Pectinidae. The coding region runs from base 245 to 1543 and encodes 432 amino acids. The transcript has 2 exons.
UUCACAACUCCACCAUCUUAACAUUUAUGCGUAUGUUAUAUGUUCACCGAAUGCUAUUGCAAAUAACCUUAUUCUCUCGCUUCCAUUAUAAUCCAUCGCUGUUAAUGACGACAGUAUUAUAAUGACGUCAUGAUCAAUGUGACGUCAUAUAAUAGUCAGACAGUCUCUAUGCGACCAGUAACUUGUUGUCUACACUCCCAGUCUAAGAUCAUUAACCUGGACUUGUCGUUCAAAUGGUGUAGAGAUGCCAACCUCCAGUCAAGCACUGCUGUUGAUGCAUACUGGACGCAGCAAUCUCAAUUUGGACAGGAUUCCACUUGUAUCAAAGAAAAGUAGCAUCGGGUCUUGCUCUCAACGAGAACUCAAACCAUGUCCAGUAUCGCACGUCGACAUUAACGAGUUGUGGAAGUCCUCCCUUGUGGACAGUGGCGAACAGCUGAUCGUGGAAGACUUAACGAAUUUGGAUAAAGAACAAGAUUCCUCGGUAGUUUCGAGUGAAUUCAAUAUAAAGGGGUAUAAAACUAUUCUAUCGUACAACAAAUCCUCUGAAUCGUUUUCGUGGAAGUUCAACCAGCCCGAUCAAAAAGAGAGCGCGGAGACUCGAGAAUCAGACACCGCGAUUUUACCAAAUCCACCAAAAACGAGACCAAAGACAGGCGUCGGUACAGGAAGGACGCGAAACAGGAAACAAGAAGAUCGUUCUAGGCCUAAGACAGCCGAUGUGGGUUCUGAGUCAAAACGGCAAUCUGUUUCCUUUGCGAAACCUCUGUACUAUCCCUGCUCCAAUAAAGGCGACAAACUUCUAUGUUUAGGCCUUCGUAUGCCCGUCACCAAGGGAACCCACGGAGAGUCAACCAACUGCAAAUCCAUCCUCAAGUCUACUGCAUCUGAUCAAGGGACAGGAACAAACAAGUCGUGGGUCUCCUCCCGAAGUCUCGAAUCUGGCGGGGAUGGCGCGAUUAGCGUCAAAAUGAAAGGACGCAGAGGAAACUCGGCCAAGACCAGUUCAAUGCUGAAACAAUUAUGGAUAGAACAUGAAAAACAAAAACAAAAGGUCCCCGAAGAAAAAUGUGACGAUGAGAAAAAUGAGAAUGACGCAUAUUCCACCUCUUUUGCCAAUCGCGUCCAUCCGUCCAUCUACAUGCGGAAAAAUCCCCCGGACGCCGGGCCGUUUGACGUCUGCUUCAGUCUGCGCCAUAACGAUGCUGUGUCACACGAUGAACUGAGAAACAACAUCCGGAAACAAACAGGUGUCGUCCCUGUUGGUAUUCGAUAUGAAGCAUUGUCCAUUCGAGUGGGAGACUACGGUAUUCGGAACCGCUGGAUCGUGAGAACUGGAAGUAGGGAGGAUUUUAACCAGCUUAUCACUACUGGUUUAUUUAUAGAAAAUGACAAUAUUGUAGUGGUGCCACUGGAGGAAGUUAUGGAGAGGGAAUUUCGAACAUACCGGUUCCUUACCGAGACAAAGGCGGAACACACCGCAGCAAGGAUAGGUCAUAAACUUAAAAAUGAUAUACAAAUGAGAAUGAAUAAAGUUAAAUAGAUAAAUAUUUUAAAUAAA